CACAAAGUCACGUCUAAAGCCACUUUGUCUCUCUGCAAAAAAUCCUUGGGAACACCAAACGACAUCAAAAACCUGUCGUUUCAUAUGCUCUCAGAUCCUUAAAUUCUCUCCCACUCCAAAUUCUCUGGGAAAAGGUCAACUUUUGAGUUCUCUCUGUCUCCGACUUUUGUUCUUCCUCUCCAAAUUCAUCGUUUUAGGUUGAAGUAAUUUAGUGAUGCAAAUUCUGAGUUUUUGGGGUUUAGUAUGAGAGCAAUUGAACAUUCUGUUGAAGAGGAACCUCUGAUUAAGAAAGCUAGAGUGAUUGAUAAGGUAGAGAAUUGUUACGAGCUUCCAAUGUUGUCGCUAAACGAAACAGCGGUUGAUGGGAAUGAACAAGUUUCUUUGUUAGAUGUUGAAGAGAAGACUGAGACUCCUGUUGCAUCAGGCGAUGGAAGCCGCAAGAAUGGCGAAGUUGAAUCGAAUGAGAGAAAGAUAGAAGAAGUUUCCGUAUUGAGUUUGGCAGAUCGAAAAGAUGUUGUUUCGGGUGGUGAAACUAUAGGAAAGCUUCCAGUUUUAGAGGUGGAAAAGAAUAAAGAAGCUUCUGUUAUAUCGGGUGGUACAAGAAGUGAUGAAGUUCCCGUGGUAGUGAACAACGAUUCUUGUGUUGCUUUGAGUGGAAUCAGAGGCGAGAGCGGAUCAAAUUCAUCGGUCUUAAAGAAAAAACUUCUUGUACUUGAUCUUAAUGGGUUGCUUGCUGAUAUAGUUACUCCUCUAAAAGAUGUUCCAGCGGACAUUAAUAUUGGAAGAAGAGCAAUUUUUAAGAGACCUUAUUGUGAUGAGUUUUUGAAGUUCUGUUUUGACAAAUUUGAAGUUGGUAUCUGGUCAUCGAGAAAACAGAAUAAUGUUGUAAGAAUCACUGAGUUCUUGCUUGGUGAUUUGAAGAAUAAACUUUUGUUUUGCUGGGACAUGUCUUAUUGUGCUACAACGACUGUUGGUUCCCUUGAAAAUAGGCAUAAAUAUGUGGUGUUCAAGGAUCUAAACCGGCUCUGGGAGAAACAUGACCCAAGACUUCCUUGGAAAAUGGGUGAUUACAACGAAACCAACACGGUUUUGCUUGAUGAUUCUCCUUACAAGGCUUUGCUUAACCCGCCAUAUACAGCAAUAUUCCCUCAUUCAUACAACCAUCAGAACAAAACUGACACAUCCUUAGGUAAUGGUGGUGAUCUGAGACUUCAUCUAGAGAAGUUGGUAGAAGCUGAAAACGUUCAAGAUUUCAUCAAGAACAACCCUUUCGGGCAAGAAGCUAUUACGGUUGCAAGUGAAUCUUGGGAGUAUUACAGAGAGGCCAUUCGUAUGCUACACAUAUCUUUUCAGACAUACAGAUUAAGAAACUUCAUACGGUAGAAAACAGAGGACUGGUGCAAGAUAUUUUGGGAAAAAAAAAAGAAAGAUUAACUCAAUCUGAUUGUUGGUGCUAUGUUCUUAUGUUGUUGUUACAGAUGUGUUGGUGUUUUAUUUUAGAAGUUGUUUAAAACAAAAGUAGUUGCUUUUUUUGGUUUAUUUUUCUUUUGUGUAGUUGCACUUAGAUCUGGUUUUGGAAUUCUUUCUGUUUGGUAUUUUUGAAAUGGUGCUAUAUAAUUUAUAACCUAUUUUGGUGGCCA
Arabidopsis lyrata subsp. lyrata is the source of this 1640-nucleotide messenger RNA. RefSeq lists its product as uncharacterized. The coding region runs from base 244 to 1383 and encodes 379 amino acids. Gene Ontology annotation, molecular function: phosphoprotein phosphatase activity. The transcript is spliced from 7 exons. The record is from RefSeq and is a predicted model, not a curated record. NCBI's taxonomy places the organism in Eukaryota, Viridiplantae, Streptophyta, Magnoliopsida, Brassicales, Brassicaceae.